Erigeron canadensis is the source of this 426-nucleotide messenger RNA. RefSeq lists its product as uncharacterized. The record is from RefSeq and is a predicted model, not a curated record. Bases 16 to 417 code for a protein of 133 amino acids. The transcript has a single exon. NCBI's taxonomy places the organism in Eukaryota, Viridiplantae, Streptophyta, Magnoliopsida, Asterales, Asteraceae.
CCGUUUGUAGCUCAAAUGGGAAGUGAAUACAAUAAUACCAACAAGCCCCGCUAUGACAUUAGCAUGUCUAGAAGAACUCGAAGACCGCAGUCAAGAGCCCUCUUUGGAGAGAAAGUGAGUGCGUUGAAAGACGAGGAAGAUAAAGUUGUUGAAGAGGAAAAUGAAGAAGAGAAGAGAAAGAAGCGGUUUAUGGAAUUUUUCGGCGAAAAGGAAGAGGAGGAGGUAGAAUGCCGAAACUCUCUUGGAGAACGUUUCACGGAGGAAGACAAGCAACACCAAUUGGUGGUGAUACACGAAAAAGGGAGUGACAGUGUGAGUCUUAAGAAAAUGGUAAGUCGUUGUGCCAAGAUGUGGGGCGGUCUGAUUAAGAUCAAAGGAGGUUCUCGUAAAAAACGUGUACUUCAGCUUACGAUGUGACUAUUGAUC